Molecule: messenger RNA, 1758 nt
Organism: Plasmodium gallinaceum
Lineage: Eukaryota; Apicomplexa; Aconoidasida; Haemosporida; Plasmodiidae
Product: conserved Plasmodium protein, unknown function
Exons: 1
Coding region: 1-1758 (585 amino acids)
Source: RefSeq, a predicted model, not a curated record
AUGUCAGAAGAUAUAAAGUUUUAUUAUGAUAUAAUAAAUAGUAAAUGGUGGUAUUUCGAUUUGCUAUCAGGAGAAUGGAAAGAGUAUGAAGAAGAAUCAAAUGAUGGGGUUUUUGAAAGUAAUGACAAUCACAAUAAUAAAUUAGAGGCGACAGAAAAUUAUGCAGGUUCGGUUAAUGCACAAUAUUCAAAUGUAGAUGAAAAGGAUGAAAAUAUUGAUAGUAUUAAUAACUCAGAAAAGUGGAAUGAAUCCAAUUAUAAUACAUCUAACAAAGUAAAUAAUGAUAAUACAAAUGUAGGAAAAACGCCAGAAUUUUCAAACAUAUCUGAAUCAGUGAGAUCAAAAAAUUCUUUAGAUAAUGAUUUAGAUAUUGUUGAUAUUAAGAAGCAUAAUAAAUUAUAUUCUUCAAAAAAUAAUGCAAAAAAUUUUAACUAUGAAAAUAAAUUAGAAGACUCUGAAUUAUUAAAUAAAUAUGAUGAAAAUUCUGGGGAAAAUAAUACUGGAAGUAACGAUGUAAAUAAUUACCUAAAUAACUAUGUAAAUAAUAAUGUAGAAAAUAGCGAUUUAAAUAUCUAUGAAAGUUACUAUGAUAAUAACAAUGAAAGCAAUAUUAACUAUUAUGAAAAUGAUGAUGAAUAUAACUGUGAUAGUAUUUAUACUAAUGCACAGUGCAAAGAACCUGAUACAUAUAACAAUUAUAAAAAUAAUGACUAUUUUAAUUAUGAAGAGGGAUAUUAUGGAAACAUAUAUGAAUGUAAUAAUAAUAAAAAAAUAAAUAAUUUAAAUUAUAAUGAUAAAUUAAAUAAAAAUAAAGAUGAAUAUGAUGGAAAAUCACAAUACAUCUCUCAACCGGAACAAGAUAAUUACAAUGAAUUAGUUGAAGAGAAUGGAAACAAUAAUGAUAAUACACAUUUAAAAAAAGAAUCUUCUGAUAAUACAAACAUAAGUUAUAAUAGUGAAACUAAUGAUAAACAUGAAAUAACAAAUAAAAAUUCUUCUGACUCGAUUGAUUCAAACUGUUCAAACAACUCAAAUGAAUUAAGUGAAAGAAUUAAUAGCUUAUUAAAUCACUCUAAUAGUAACUCUUCCUGUUCUAAAAAAGAUAGCUCAGCUUUAAUAGAAAAAUUAUUUAGCCGUAGUUUUACAAGAUCAGAUCAUUUAAAUUCUUUUAAUACUAUAGAGAAAGUUAGUGAUGAAGGAAACAAUGAAAACAAAGAUGAUAUUAAGAAUGAUGAUGAAAAUACAAAGAAAAAAUCAAAAGUAAAUUUUCAAGUAACUAAAGAAUAUAAAAACAUAGAAAAUGAAGAAAAUGAUGAAAAGGAGAAAAGUUGUGAAGAUAAUAAAGAAUCAUUAGUUAAUGAAAAUGAUACAACAGUAAUACCAUUCGUAAGAAGAGCAACAAGAACUCUCACCUUUAAAAAUCAAGGUGGCUUAUCAGGUUGUUUAAAGGUUUUCCAAGAAAAAAAAAAAGAAUUAAUGUCUUCAUCAGCUAAUGAAGUAAAUGAUAUGGAAAUCAAAAUUGCUAAUCUAAAAAGGAGAGCAAGAGAAUUAGCUAGAAGAUAUAAAACAAAAAAUCAAUCUAGUGAAUCUCAACAGAAAAAUGAUGAUGUUAAAACAAAAUUUGAAGAAUUAGUAUUACAAGUGCAAAAACACAAAAAAGAAUUACAAGAAAAAGAUAAUAUUAAAAAUCAAUUAGAUACAUCAAAAAAUACUUCCAUUAGUAAUACUGAUCAAAAUUUCUCAAGUUCCGAAAAAUAA